AGCGGGACCCUGACGCGCGUCUUCUCCCGCGGCCGCUGCCCAGAAGCGCCUCUCGCUCAAACGCUCGCCUUGGCGCCGCGGGUCCCGUCGAGCCCCAUGGCUGCGAGACGGGCGCUGGUCGUGCUGGCCCACCCGGAACCGGCCUCGUUCAACCACGCCAUGAAGGAGGCGGCCGUCGAGGCGCUGGAGCGCGCCGGCUGGAGAGUCGCCGUCUCGGACCUCUACGCCCAGCGCUUCGACCCGGUCUUGUCGCGCGCGGACUUCGCCGGCGACCCCCAGGACCCGCGCAACCUCAACUACGUGAAGGAAACCGGGCUGGCCUGGAAGGAAGGCCGCCUUAGCAGCGACAUUCUGCGGGAGAUGGAGAAGCUGGAAGCCGCUGACCUAGUCAUCUUCCAGUUCCCUCUCCAGUGGUUUGGCCUCCCGGCCAUUUUGAAAGGGUGGUUUGACCGGAUCUUCACUGAGGGCUUUGCCUACUCCUACAGCGCCAUGUAUGAUCAGGGGCCCUUCCAGAAGAAGAAGGCUGUGCUAUCCUUCACCACUGGAGGGAUGGGCUCCACGUACACCCCGGCAGGGGUCAACGGAGACAUUAACAUCCUUCUCUGGCCAAUACAGAGUGGCACCCUUCAUUUCUGUGGCUUCCAAGUCUUGGCUCCCCAGAUUGCUUUCAGCAUUGGCCAUACCCCAGAGGAUGUCCGCUCCCAAGUCCUGGAGGACUGGAAGAGAAGACUUGCAACCAUCUGGGAAGAGAAGCCCCUCAGCUUUGCCCCAGCCAGCCUCUUUGAGCUGAGCUUUGCUAAGGGCUUUGUGUUGAAGAAGGAAGUCCGGGAAGAGCAGGAAAAGGAGGCCUAUGGGCUGACUGUCGGCCAGCACCUGGGAAAGCCAUUCCCACCGGACAACCAGGUCAAAGCCCAGGGGAAGUAUCCGUCCCCUUGGGAAGCGGUGUAGGCUUGUAGUGGGUGGCCAUGACCCCCACCCCACCCUCCCUCCUAGAAAUCAGGGGGUGUAGAGAAAGGUGCAUCUCCCCAACUUGGCCUUGCCUGAGUGGCUGCCCAGCUAAGCUUGAAGACAACGCAGGAUCCUUCAAGUAGAGGGUUUUCUACAUGGCUCUAUCUCUUGUCUGGGUGCUGGACUCGGGGGGUGGGUAUGGCUGUCUUGAAGCACUGCCUGCCAAUGGGACUGCGUGCUUUUUCUCUUCUGCGUAUUUAGGAAGCUGUCAACACCUGCCUUUUAAAGUCCAGCUGUUGAGAUUAACCUGACAGGCCUGAGUGGUAGGAAGUGAUAUGUUGUCCAUCUUUU
Molecule: messenger RNA, 1299 nt
Organism: Candoia aspera
Lineage: Eukaryota; Metazoa; Chordata; Lepidosauria; Squamata; Candoiidae
Gene: NQO1
Product: NAD(P)H quinone dehydrogenase 1
Exons: 6
Coding region: 97-948 (283 amino acids)
Cellular component (GO): cytosol
Molecular function (GO): NAD(P)H dehydrogenase (quinone) activity
Source: RefSeq, a predicted model, not a curated record